UUUUAUUAAAGGUUUAAUUUCAUAGAAUAGCGUAGCAGCAACAAUGGCUAGUAAUAGUAAACGCUUCAAGCUGAAAUUCACAAUCCCUUCACUUCAAAUGUGCCGAUCCAAACACGACCUUAGCACUUUCCCUAUAAACCCUCUUCCCGCCAUUUACCGUCUUUCCCCAGUCAACCCCAAAUCACACCAAUCACGCCACCACCACCACCCUGCUCCGCCGCCAGCCUCACCGGAACACCACCACAGCCACCACGUGUCGUCGUCAUCAUCAAAUUCCUCGCGCUCUCAUCACAAUGCAAUAACCAGAGGCCGAAAAAGCACCUCAAGCGUUCCCUCGAAGAGGAGCAAUUUCGCGAUUGAUAGCAUCAAUGAAGAAGAGAGCGAGUCGCUAAUCUCUUGCUUAACAAGUUUCUCAGAUGAUUUCAGUCACGAUCUUAAUAAAACGGAGAAUUCUAACAGAGAUUUGACUAAUAACUGGAAAAUUAGCAGCGUGAAGAAGGUUCAGGGUGUGAGAUUGGAGAAUCGGAUUAGGAGAUUACCUGAAUCGACGAUGAUGAAGAGAUCGUCAUCGUCGGCGUCGUCGUCGGUGAAAGAGAGGUUUGCGGUGGUGAAGAAGACGUCGAAGGAGCCGUACGAUGACUUCAGGAAAUCGAUGGUAGAGAUGAUAACGGAGAUGGAGAUAUCUGCGGCGGAGGAUCUGGAGCAGUUAUUGCAGAGUUUCCUGGCUUUGAACUCUCGGAGAUAUCAUGAGAUGAUUGUGCGAGCUUUCAUGGAGAUCUGGCAGCAAAUGUUCAUUUGGAACCCUGCAUCUGUGAAAAGUCUCAAGAAUGGUGGUGUUAAAACGGAUUUGGAAGACUAGUUUAUUUAUUUAUUAUUUCAUGAAGUUUUAUUUCUUUUCAUUUUAUCAGGCGUGAGAUUAUACAAAAAAGUUUGAUUUUGUUUUGGUUUUUUUUUAGAAAGAGGAUUAAAUCAUGUAAAGGGUUGGUGUGAUUUUAUUUCUUAUAAAGACACGCAAACUUUGGUUAUAUGAACUUAGCCAAGAUUGCUCAUUGUA
Molecule: messenger RNA, 1054 nt
Organism: Lotus japonicus
Lineage: Eukaryota; Viridiplantae; Streptophyta; Magnoliopsida; Fabales; Fabaceae
Product: transcription repressor OFP7-like
Exons: 1
Coding region: 44-859 (271 amino acids)
Biological process (GO): negative regulation of DNA-templated transcription
Source: RefSeq, a predicted model, not a curated record